AUGGCUGCAGCGACUGGAACUCAAUCAAGAGAACACUUGGCCCUCCUCACCUUAACACUGGCUGCGAUAGCGCCCCCUUUGGCCAUCCGCAACAUUCAGGCCACGCACUCCUCACCUCAGUCGACUCUCAAAGAUCGAUCACGCACUCAAACUUGGCUCCUUGAGCACGCUGGGGCCCGGAAUUCCGAUGAUACCGACCCCGCAAACACGGGUGGAUUGUUUGAGUAUUCGCCAGCGGAAGAGAAGCGACUGGUCUGGAAGAUCGAUUGGUGGACCUUAUCGAGCUUGGGGAUGCUUUAUGGUGUUUCGACACUCGAUCGUGCUAAUCUGCUGAAUGCGAAAUUGUUCGCGUUUGAAAGUGCGUUGGAUGUGACACCGGAGCAGUGUCUGGCUACUAGCCCCGAUGUUUAUUUGGGACUGCACCACGUUUGGGUUAGCCUAGACAAAGGACCUGCACCUCCUCUCCGUGGGUCGAUUCUUCUUCGGUGUCGCGGAACCAGCGCUCGUCCCCGGUGUCCUAAUCUACAUCUCUAUGUUUUUUAUAAGCGAUCCGAGCAGACCUUCCGGAUGGCGAUACUUCAAGCUUUCAUCUCGUGCGGGAUAGGAAAUUUGGAUGGGAAACUGGAUCUUCAGAGUUGGCAAUGGACUUUUGUUGUGGAGAGUUUGGUGACGGUUCUGUCGGCGGGGAUUAGGAACGAUACAAAGGUCAAGGUGAUGAAGCAUAUCUCGAGACAAAAUAACGUUGUGGCGAUCAAGGAUCGGAAUGUGUAUUUGUUUAUGGCGAUUAACUUGCUCGUCGCCAUUACUAGUAAUGCGCUUGUCGUGGCCUUUGUCAGUGCCUUGUGUGGCCCUUGCUCAUUAUUUUUACGAAAUACUAAGACGUUCCGCAUAUAUCCUUUGGCCUCCUCUGCGGAGCAGCCGUCUCUCAAGCAGGCAUCAAUUCUCGUGCAUGGAUGGGGCUCACAAAGCCCUCAAGGACGGCACUCAAUCACUAGACGCCAUGCUUCCACCUGUGGACAUGGCGCUGCCCGUCAGAGAGGUACGAUAUUGAUGGUCUUGGAGGCCCCGACGAUGAUCGGGUAUGACUUGGAGCUCUUGACGCUGAACGCGGCCAUUUGA
Messenger RNA from Gamsiella multidivaricata, 1119 nucleotides. RefSeq lists its product as uncharacterized. The record is from RefSeq and is a predicted model, not a curated record. The transcript has 6 exons. Gene Ontology annotation, cellular component: membrane. The coding region runs from base 1 to 1119 and encodes 372 amino acids. Gene Ontology annotation, molecular function: transmembrane transporter activity. NCBI's taxonomy places the organism in Eukaryota, Fungi, Mortierellomycota, Mortierellomycetes, Mortierellales, Mortierellaceae.